UAAAGCAGAUCAUGGAAGAAGCUGUCACCCGGAAAUUUGUACAUGAAGACAGCAGUCACAUCAUCGCAUUAUGUGGGGUUGUGGAAGCCUGUCUCCUGCACAUGCUGAAGCGCAGGGCUGCCGGCUUCCUGCGGACCGACAAGGUGGCCGCCCUCUUCACCAAGGUUGGCAAGACCUACGCGGUAGCUGGAGAGGUGUGCAAGAAAGUGCAGGAGCUGCAGCAGCAGGUGGAAAGCAGGAAAAACCAGCCAAAUGGGCAGGAGCCCCUUAAGAGGCAGGGAUCAACCACAAGCAAAACACCUGUCCUGACACCUCAGGCCAUCAAACACAUCUGGGUUCGGACAGCACUGAUCGAGAAAGUGCUCGACAAGAUCGUGCAGUACAUUGUCGAUAACUGCAGUAAAUAUUAUGAAAAAGAGGCUUUACUGGCAGAUCCGGUGUGUGGCCCAAUACUGGCUUCUCUUCUGGUUGGACCAUGUGCUCUGGAGUACACCAAGCUGAAAACAGCAGAUCACUACUGGACAGACCCUUCAGCAGACGAGCUUGUUCAGCGGCACCGGAUUCACGGAGUACACGGCCGCCAGGACUCUCCUUCGAAGCGCCCGGCCCUGGGAAUCCGGAAGCGGCAUUCCAGUGGGAGCACCUCCGAAGAUCGCUUUGCUGCGUCGGCAAGAGAGUACGUGGAGUCUCUGCACCAGAAUUCCCGAACACACCUUUUGUAUGGGAAAAACAACGUCUUGGUCCAGCCGAAAGACGACCUGGAGGCGAUUCCUGGGUAUCUCUCCCUUCAUCAGUCAGCAGAUAGUUUGACAUUAAAAUGGACUCCAAAUCAGCUGAUGAAUGGAACCCUUGGAGAUUCAGAGCUGGAGAAAAGUGUUUACUGGGACUACGCAUUAAUUGUGCCACUCAGCCAGAUCGUCUGCAUCCACUGCCAUCAGCAACAAAGCAGAUGGACAUUAGUCUUGGUGAGUCAGGAUGGAACUCAGAGGCCUCCGCUGCACUUUCCCCAAGGAGGUCACCUCCUCGCGUUUCUCUCCUGCCUGGAAAAUGGUCUUCUGCCUCGUGGUCAGCUGGAACCACCACUUUGGUCACAACAGGGCAAGGGUAAAGUAUUUCCGAAGCUUCGAAAACGGAACAGCAACAGAUCAGUGGACCUAGAGGAGAUGCCAGCUGAAGACACUUCUACAGACUACGUGUUCAGAAUUAUCUAUCCAGGACACAAGCAUGAUAACAUAACUAUUAACUACCACCACUUAGCUGCCAGCCGCUCUGCCUCUGUUGACGAUGAUGAGGAGGAGGAAGAUAAGCUACACGCAAUGCUAUCAAUGAUCUGCUCUCGGAACCUCACAGCUCCUAAUAGGAUGAAAGACACCAGCGAAAUGAUCGAGAUGCAAGGCUUCGGGGCAAACCUGCUGUCGUGGCAGCUGGAGCACUGCAGCCAGGGCUCCUCGUGUCUCUCCUGCUCAACGGGCAGCUCGCCCUACGACGUCCCCAGCUGCUGCAACUGCAUCCACGACCGGACUCCCCUGAAGAUGCUGUGUGACAGCAUGAAGAGGCAAAUAGUUUCCAGAGCCUUCUAUGGAUGGCUCGCCUACUGCCGCCACUUGUCCACGGUGCGAACCCACCUCUCUGCCCUCGUCAACCACACCAUCGUCCCCCCCGACAAACCCUCCAGCGCGGCGGGGGGGCUGACCAAAGAGGUCUGGAGCAAGUACCAGAAGGACAAGAAGAAUUACAAGGAACUGGAAUUACUAAGAAGAGUUUACUACGGUGGGGUGCAGCACGAGAUCCGAAAGGAAGUGUGGCCGUUCCUGUUGGGUCACUAUAAAUUCGGCAUGGCCAAAAAGGAGAUGGAGCAGGUGGAUGAAGACAUUGCUCUGCGGUACCAGAAGGUCAUGGCUGAGUGGAAAGCCUGCGAGGUCAUCGUGAAGCAGCGGGAGAAGGAAUCACAUUCUGCCACGCUGGCAAAGUUCUCCUCGGGCAGCAGCAUCGACAGCCACGUCCAGCGACUCAUCCACAGGGACUCCACCAUCAGCAACGAUGUCUUCAUAUCCGUAGAUGAAACGGACUCAGCAGAACGGGACCCCAAAGGUCAGGACGACCCCCCUUUCACGGUGGUGUCUGCGGAGGUGCCAGCAGCCGUCGGGGCCGUGGAGCCACAGGCUGUGGAGUUUGACUCCCCUGACUCCGGGCUGCCGUCCUCGAGGAACUACUCUGUGGCCUCGGGCAUCCUGUCCAGCAUCGACGACGGGCAGAGCGUCUCCUUCGAGGAGGGGGCUGAGGAAGAGGCCGGUGCUGACUCGGAAAGGACUGACCCAGACACCCCCCAUCUGCAGAAAGCCAAGUCAGUCGUGCUGCAGCCUCAGGAUUCCGUGUCGGAGGAGCAGCUGUGUUCCCAGGGGGAUUAUUUAAUGGAUGUUGCCUCUGUCUGCGCUGCGUCCUACACGAUAGAGUUACUGGACACUGUUGCCUUAAAUUUGCACAGAAUUGAUAAAGAUGUCCAGAGAUGUGAUCGGAAUUACUGGUAUUUUACUGCCGAUAACCUGGAGAAACUCCGAAAUGUCAUGUGCAGUUACGUGUGGGAGCACCUGGAAGUUGGUUAUGUUCAAGGCAUGUGUGACCUCCUGGCUCCUUUGAUGGUUAUACUUGACAAUGAUCAACUGGCCUACAGCUGCUUCACCCACCUGAUGAAGAGGAUGAGCCAGAACUUCCCCAACGGAGGUGCUAUGGACACACACUUUGCCAACAUGCGGUCCCUGAUCCAAAUUCUAGACUCAGAGCUUUUUGAAUUGAUGCACCAGAAUGGAGAUUACACUCACUUUUACUUCUGCUAUCGCUGGUUCCUGCUUGACUUCAAAAGAGAAUUGUUGUACGAGGAUGUAUUUACAGUGUGGGAAGUUAUUUGGGCAGCAAAGCACAUCUCUUCAGAACAUUUUGUCCUUUUCAUUGCCUUAGCACUUGUGGAAGUUUAUCGAGAGAUUAUCCGUGAUAACAACAUGGACUUCACUGAUAUCAUCAAGUUUUUUAACGAAAUGGCAGAGCAUCACAAUGUGGAGGAGAUCCUGCGGAUAGCAAGAGACCUUGUCUACAAAGUGCAGACACUGAUUGAAAAUAAGUGAUAACGAGCAGACUGUCACUGUGGGCCUCGUUGUGAGCUGUCGGCUGGAGCACUCCUUGCACUGUAACUUCAAAAUGGUGUUUUAAUUGCAUCUUCCAUGUAAUGUAAUAAAUAUCGAAGAGAUUUGUAAGAGACUUUUAAAACCAGAACUUUUCCUUCACCGGAUAAGGUUUGUGUUUGAUAGUCCUUGUUACACUCACUUUGUAUUUCUAGACAAGAUCUUUUUGCAUUCUCUUACUUCCCUCUCUAGACCAUCUAUCAACGUACUUGAGAUAUUAAAAAGGGGGAAUUUGACACGAGAACAUUUAUAUUUUGACUUACCAUACCUUUAAAGCCUGGAUGCAGUUGUGUGCUCUGCCAGAGCCUUCCAUGGAGGUACGGCCGGACCCGAAACUCACUCCAGUGUUGCAGCAUCGACUGGUUCCUUGGAGGAGCACCUUGGACUCAUGUCUGUGUCCUGAAGUGGAAGAGAAAGCGUCUGAGUGCCUGUUGCUAAAACACUGGCAUUUUUAUUUAGCAGCAAUUAAAGUAAAUAAGGUUACCAGCUGGAGGAAUGGCCUUAAACAACAUGGUUAAUAGGAGGUGUGAAGAUCUGCCUUCAUCCCCUCAGUCCCCUUUGGUGACUCGCUCACGCUGUGCAGUCCCACGGCCCGCACACGCCACAGCCAUGCCUGCCUUUUCCUUUGCAGGCUCACCCUGCAGCCCUUCCCAGGUGACAGGAUCCGAGGUGGUUGAGGUUAACAGGUUUAGCACAGAGGAACAGCUCCCACGCUCUCUGCAUCCUGCAGUGCCAUGAAGUUCAGCUCCCACCCUCUGGAGCAGACACAGCAGAGCUUUGCGCCUCCCGACACUCACUGCUCCUCUCCCCACACCUCCCGCGCUGCAGAGCCCUGGGGGAGGCCUUUCCUUGGCACCCAACACUCACUGGGUGCUCCUCUGCUGAAGUGGGGCCAGCACCCCCCAGGUGAAGCAGCAGUGGGGGGGUCUGAUGCUUUGUGCUGGUUUGCAGAGCUGUCCCUGUGCCCCGGGGAAGGUCCUUGCCAGUUCUCCUGCUUGGCCAUUCCACCCUUUGCCAUCAGCACCCGAGUAAUUCACCAAAAAAAAAAAAACAAACCAAAAAAAAACCAAACCCACAAAAACAAGAAGAAUUUGAACCUGAAUUUUUGUGUUUCUGAUAUUUGGGUUUGCAGGAGCAAGCACUGCCCAGGGCCCUCACCAGCCAAGUGGCACUUGCACAAGGAAAAGGUAGAUUUGGUUCUAGAAACACCAUCUGUGCUUAGAUCCGUCUUUAUGAUUGCAGUAAACUAAAAAAAGGUAAAAAAAAAAGUCUGAAAAGGGAAAAAAUGUACACCAAGUGCUUCUCAUCUCAAUAGCUGAGCCCUCCCUUAAACUGGGCUCUAGAAAUUUGAGGGGAGGGUAAAAUAAACCCAAACCAGAAGUCCCUCAUGGCUGGUGUGGGCAGAGGCUGCUGGGGAGGAUCGUGGUGUUCUCCAGGCUCACGAGCACCGCGGUCACGAAGCAGAAGUGAGAAGAGAGGAGCCCACUCAGUCCCGAGGAAGGCGCUGGGGAAGGAAACCCCCUUUCUGUGCGUGACGCUGCCGAAAUAGCAGCAGUGGGAGUCACAGCAGGACAGGGCUCCUCUGCCACCCCCAAGGUGGGGGAGCUGGGGCCAAGAGCAUCCCUGUUUACAGCUCCGGGCCAGGGCCGGGCUGCAGGAAGGGCUCAGGGGCAUCUUGGGUUGGGGAGGAGGGGGCCUGUUUGCUCACUUGAAAAGCAAAAGAGUAUUUUUUAAAAAAAAUCAACCAGAGCGAAAAAACCCUCCAACCCCCAGGGCCCACAGAAGUGAUGUAAAAAAAUAAAACUCCACUAUUUUUCUUUGGUAUGUUGGGAAUGUACUAUACAACGCUGUUUAAAAAAAAAAAAUCUACAAAAAUCAAACCUCUAAGAACUUUGUUGUAUUUGUUAUAACAUUCUGUCUAAUUGUAUUUUAUUAAUAUUGUGUAUUGACUUAUUUAUUUUUGUUGGGAGCAGACUACUGCUCAAUUAUUUAUGUUUAAAUGUAACAUAUGAAUAAAUACUUAUCGUCAAGGCAAUCCA
Calidris pugnax (ruff) is the source of this 5215-nucleotide messenger RNA. RefSeq names its product small G protein signaling modulator 2 (gene SGSM2). Lineage: Eukaryota; Metazoa; Chordata; Aves; Charadriiformes; Scolopacidae. The transcript is spliced from 23 exons. The record is from RefSeq and is a predicted model, not a curated record. Gene Ontology annotation, molecular function: GTPase activator activity. The coding region runs from base 12 to 3119 and encodes 1035 amino acids.